AUGAUCAAUCAAAACAGCCAGUAUAAAACAAUUGAGGCUACAAUCAAAUGGUUGCAAGAGUACAAGUCGUUGGCGGUUUCGUCGAGACCGCUGCUAACUGAGUUUUUAGAUCCGAAAUUUGUCAACGAAGCGGUUGAGUGUAUCAUUGGCGAGCGGCCCAUUGAAACCGGCGCAAUUGACGACAAUACCCAGUACUUCAAACUACUAGCCGAGUUUCUGGCAGACAUGUUCAUUGGCACCGAGGUGGUAGAAGCCCACAUCCAAGCUAUGGACUCUUCGUUACUCGACAGGUUCGUGAAGGGCGAGACAAAGUGCGAGUUUGUGGAAGACCUAGCUUUGACCGAGGCUAUCUACCAUUACUGUUGCUUACUAUUGGUUAGUAGUGUCCGCGGAAAGCGAAUGGCGUGGGCCAUGACCAAUAUUAACUACCUGCCCUUGGAGUACAAAAAGGUGCUGGAAAAAUUUAGUCUCAUAGCGGACAAGCAGUCUGAAUUCGAUGGCAUUGAGGAUGACUCGGAAAAUGCAAAACUAGAAGAGGCAUUACUGGAGAAGGAGGAACAAGCUCGAUUCCUCCAAUUACAGCUGAAUGAACUUCACGAAACGAGUCAGCUCAAAGAGCAGCAGCUGCUUACCGAGCUAGAGAGUAAAGAGGAAAAACUGAAAGCUUAUGAUCAAUUGGUGGCUAAACUAAAGAUACAGAAUGAGCAGUUUCACCAUAACUUCAUGGACGCGUCUGUCGAUUCCACUCUCAACAAACACUCAAAACUGGAGAUGAUAUCGUUCGAAAAUAAAGUGCUGGAGCACUUUAUCUCCCUAUUGGCAAAAGCGGCAGAUUAG
Molecule: messenger RNA, 837 nt
Organism: Ogataea angusta
Lineage: Eukaryota; Fungi; Ascomycota; Pichiomycetes; Pichiales; Pichiaceae
Exons: 1
Coding region: 1-837 (278 amino acids)
Source: RefSeq, a predicted model, not a curated record